Medicago truncatula (barrel medic) is the source of this 2012-nucleotide messenger RNA. Its product is annotated as putative UPF0481 protein At3g02645. Lineage: Eukaryota; Viridiplantae; Streptophyta; Magnoliopsida; Fabales; Fabaceae. The coding region runs from base 1112 to 1813 and encodes 233 amino acids. The transcript is spliced from 2 exons. The record is from RefSeq and is a predicted model, not a curated record.
AUAAUGUAUCCUCUAAAAGAAAUCUUACUAUAAAGUAUAUCAUCAUGCUUUAUUUUACAUCCCAGAAACGAUAUAACUAAGUUCACACUAGAUCUUUCUCCAUUUCCAUUUUACUUGCAAUUCUUGACCUCACCACUUUCAAAAUCUCUUUUCGCCAAAAAAACUCUUAGCAUUAUCCAAAGCUAGGCUGCAUUUCUUCCUUUGUUACCUAAUACUAGUAAUUUCACUGCUGCGUUGGAGUGUCAAAGUUUAGGGACUCUAUUGUAAAAGAUAAUACUUAAAAUACAACAUAAAAUAUCUGUGGCCAAUUCAAAUAAUUUUGAAAGAAGAGAAUAUGAAAUUGUCCGCAAGAGCUAGAAAUUUAGUUACUCAAUAAAAAGGUUAUCUACUAUUCAAAAGUUAUCUACUAUGGAUAAAAGGCUUUCACAACUCAAAGAGGCACAAGAAAGGUUUGAUCGAAAUAAUGAAAUUUUGAUUCCUAGGAUCCAAAGGGUUCCAAUGUUUUUGCGGCAAAAUGAAAGAUUUUAUAAGUAUUGUACACCAAAGAUUAUAUCAUUUGGUCCUAUUCAUCACAAUGCUAAAAAUCUGAAAGAAGGAGAGCAUUACAAGCUUCUAUGGACAUCAAUAUUUGUUGCUAAUUAUGGCAAAAAAAUUGAUAAAGAUGAUAACGAAGCAUGUAAGCUUUUGCUUAAAAAGAUUGAAGAUAAUAUUGAAAAUGUGAAGAAUAUGUUCACUGAGGAUGCAAUUGAAGGCUACAAUGAUAAUGAUCUUGCUUGGAUAUUGUUUGUGGAAGGAUGUUCUUUGCUACACUUUAUGGAAAAUGUUGAUGACCAAUGCCCGGAUGCCCUAAACCUUAAGUUUGACCAACUGAUGCACAUAUGGAGAGAUACUAAUUUGUUAGAGAACCAGCUUCCAAACAAAAUGCUUGAGAUUCUAUGCAAAGAAGCGGGUUAUGAUUUGGGAUUUUUAAUUAACAAUUAUGAUAAUUUGGGUCGAGGUAAACGAUGCGGAAUGGUAAUGGUUCAAUUGGAAAAUACUAAGCCCUGUCAUCUACUCGAUUUUGCUCGUUCAUUGUACUUGUCACCCAAAAAGGUUUCCAACGUCGAAGGACAUGGCCAAAUGGAAACACAGUUGGAAGGAGGUGAACAUAGUUCAAUGCGGAAAAAAUACAACUCAAGACCAAGAAGACAGUGAUGAGGAAGAUAUUAAUUUUAAUUGGAAUACUUAUAAGAGCAUACGGGAUCUAAAAACAGUAGGAAUUCGAGUGGUAGCAAAUAAGACAGAUGAGUGGAACUGGAGUAACAUUUCGUUCAAGUCUAAAUGGUUUAGUGGAGAAUUAAGGCUUCCUAUGUUUUUGUUUAAUGACGUCACACCUUAUUUUUUUCGAAAUUUAAUAGCAUAUGAGAUGUGUCCAGAUGUUCAUUACAACUAUGAAUGUUGCUCGUUCUUUAGCUUCAUGGAUUCAUUGAUUGACAAUGCAGAGGAUGUAAAAGAGCUUAGACCAGCUGGUGUAUUUCAAAACUUGCUUGGGAGCGAUGAAGAUAUGGCAAAACUCUUCAAUGAUUUGGGUGAUGAUUUGCCAACAAAAAUGUAUUGCCACAUUGCCUACACAAAAGCAGUAGCCUAUAGCAAGAAAUAUAUUCUCAUCAAGCAUGAAAUUGAAAAGCAUUACAAAAAUAAAUGGAAGACAUGGUUAGCUCAAGCUUACAACACUCAUUUCAAUACACCAUGGGCUAUGAUUGCUUUUUCAGCCGCAGUACUGGCUUUAGUUCUUACUUUCAUCCAAACCUGGUUUACCAUGAAUCCAAAAUAAAAAGAAAUAUUCCAAUUAAACAAAUAUGUAUGUGUGUUAGAACAAAUUGAGGAUAUUGUGUCACCUCCUCAUAUAAUAAUUUCGUAGUAUUGAGAUCCAUGUUUCUUUAACAAAAUUAAAGUGCAAAAAAAUUGUUUUAUAUUGAUAAUGUAAUUGUUGAGACAUUUGUAUUUUAGAAUAUAUCAGUUGUAUUUUGUGA